AUGAUUCGGGAACAUAAAGAAGAAAAUAUUACAAAUCUUAUUGAAUGGUUGUAUAGAGAAGCAAAUUUAAGAUCGAGAGGAAAACAAUUUAAUGCUAGUGAUAGUACUAAUCAAUCUAGUAGUCCUAAACCACCAAAAAUUAAUGCUGUUAACAGUUCCUACAAUAAACAAACUGAAAAUGCUCUUAGAAAUAAUUCUGAACAUACUAACAAUUCGAGAACUAAACAGACUGAAGAAGAUUCAUGCCCAUUAAAUUGUAAAACCCAUCACUACCUCUCGGAAUGUCCUGUUUAUCAAAAUUUAAGCGUCGAUGAACGAUGGGAAGUUGUUAAGCAGAAUAACCGUUGUCGAAAAUGUUUAAUGACCCAUCACACAAAUACGUGUAAAAAACCAGACGGGACAACAUGUAAACAAUGUACUAAACCCCAUCAUUAUUCAUUGCACAAUAACAGAAGAAAUUCCGAUAGUACUGUAAAUCAACAGUUUAGUCCGUUGACAUCUGAAAUUAAUAUAGAGAAAUUAGAGACACAAAUAGCAAUGUUCAAAAGAACGAUAAAAUAA
Messenger RNA from Paramuricea clavata, 561 nucleotides. The record is from the annotation of a GenBank genome assembly. Lineage: Eukaryota; Metazoa; Cnidaria; Anthozoa; Malacalcyonacea; Plexauridae.